CCGGAAGAAAUGGUCCCGUGCGCGUUCACUCCUGUUUGCUGUCUUUCUUCUCCCGUUCACCUUGCGUGAGCGUCUGAGCGACAACUAGGGCGACCGCCGCCGCCCUUCGCCUAGCAUCUCAGGUCUUCGUCCCGCGCUUUGCCGGCGACGAGCACGCAUCCACCGCACAAGAUCACUGUAACCCAGGCUGAAUUGUGGCUGGUAUUGGCGAUAUAAGCGUUAGUUAGCUGUUUAUAUUGUGUCUUGUGUCUUUGAUUAAGCGUCAUUGAAAAGACUGUCAUGAGAAAACUCUUUUGUUCAAAUAUUUCUCUCCUGUAAUAAUAUGAAUGUACUGUGACAAUCCUUCAUCCUAUGCUAGAAUCACAUAUUUUAGCUUCUAAGCUCAAGUUUCCUAUUCAACCGAAUACCUAAUGUAUUAAUUCGGUGCUUGUGACAAGCGUUCAUGCAAAUUUGUGGAUAUUAAUUCAGAACCUGGUGGCAUAUUAAUCUUGGAUACUUGGUCAACUGCAAACUCGAAGCUUCAUUUUCAUGUCAUCAAUGGAGAGCCUAGCGCAAUUAGAGGUGUUGUGUGAAAAGCUUUAUAAUUCUAGAGACUCGGCUGAGAGAGCGCAUGCGGAAAGCACCCUCAAGUGCUUCUCAGAGAACAGCGAGUACAUUUCGCAGUGCCAAUACAUAUUGGACAAUGCCUCAACUCCAUAUGCCCUGAUGCUGGCGAGUUCAAGCUUGCUCAAGCAAGUUUCCGACCGCAGUCUUUCUUUGAAUCUCCGUCUCGAUAUACGGAAUUAUGUCAUAAACUAUCUUGCCACAAGGGGGCCUAAAUUGCAGAACUUUGUCAUUGUGUCCCUAAUUCAGCUGGUUUGUCGAAUUACAAAAUUUGGAUGGUUUGAUGAUGACAGAUUCAGAGAGACUGUCAAGGAAGCGACUGAUUUCUUAGGUCUUGCAUCUCAGGAUCAUUAUUUCAUAGGCUUGAAGAUACUAAACAAUCUCGUUGCAGAAAUGAAUCAGCCAAACCCUGCGAUGCCUUUGACGCUUCAUAGGAAAAUUGCGAGUUCAUUCAAGGACCAAUUUCUUCUGCAGAUCUUCCAAAUUUCAUUAACCUCACUUAAUCAACUAAAGAGUGAAGCUCCGGAUGAAUUUGGACAUAUUCCUCUUGACCUUGCAUUAAAGUGCUUAUCAUUUGACUUUGUUGGUUCUCCGGUGGAUGAAAGCUCUGAAGAAUUUGGAACAGUGCAGCUUCCUGCAUCUUGGAGGCCUCUUCUUCAAGAUCCUUCCACACUCCAAAUCUUCUUUGAUUACUACAAAGUCAAUGACAUACGAGUUUCAAAAGAGGCUUUGGAGUGUCUGGUGCGACUUGCUUCUGUCAGGCGCAGUAUUUUUGUGGAGGAUCCUGCAAGGUCCCAGUUUCUUUCUCAUCUGAUGCUAGGCACCAAGGAGAUACUUCUAACUGGCCAAGGACUUGCUGAUCAUGAUAAUUACCAUGAGUUCUGCCGUCUUUUGGGACGUUUCAAAGUGAAUUACCAGCUGGCAGAGCUUCUGAAUGUUGAGUUUUAUGGUGAGUGGAUUGGUCUAGUAGCUGAAUUUACAACUAGAUCCUUGUUGUCAUGGCAGUGGGCCAGCAACAGUGUCUACUAUCUUCUAAGUCUUUGGUCAAGGCUGGUGACAUCUGUGCCUUACUUGAAAGGCGAAACACCAAGUCUUCUUGAUAAAACUGUUCCCAAGAUCACAGAGGGUUUUAUCACUUCUAGAAUUAAUUCUGUUCAGGCCAUCCUUGCUGACAACUCACUGGAAAAUCCUUUGGAUAGUGUGGAAGUUCUCCAGGACCAGCUGGAGUUUCUUCCCUUCCUUUGCAGAUUCCAGUACCAAAGUAGUAGUCUGUACAUCAUAAACAUCAUGGAACCUCUUCUGCAAGCUUAUACGGAAAGGUCCAGAUUACCAGCUCCUGGUGAUGCUGAUGAGCUGUCUGUCAUUGAAGGCCAAAUCGCAUGGAUGGUUCACAUAAUUGCGGCCAUUGUCAAAGUUAGGCAGGUAACAGGUGCUAGCCAAGAUACACAAGAGUUAAUUGAUGCAGAACUCUCUGCCCGUGUAUUGCAGUUGAUAAGUAUGACUGAUACAGGAGCGCAUGCUCAGAGAUAUCAAGAAUUAAGCAAGCAAAGGCUUGACCGAGCUAUUCUCGUCUUUGUACAAGGUUUCAGAAGGUCAUAUGUAGGAGACCAAGCGAUGCAUUCUUCAAAGCAGUUAUAUGGAAGAUUGUCUGAGCUUCUAGGACUUAGUGACCAUUUAAUUCUUCUCAAUGUGAUUGUUGGGAAAAUUGCUACAAAUCUGAAGUGCUAUGCUGAGAGUGAGGAUGUUAUUGAUCAUACUCUGUCCCUGUUCCUUGAUCUGGCAACUGGCUAUAUGACUGGAAAGCUGCUGCUUAAGCUGGAGAGUGUGAAGUUCAUCAUUGCAAAUCAUUCUCCGGAGAAUUUCCCAUUUCUAGCAGAAUACAAAUGUUCACGUAGUAGAACUACGUUCUAUUACAUCCUUGGCUCCUUAGUCUUCAUGGAAGAUAGCCCUGUGAAAUUCAGGACUUUCAUGGAACCACUUCAGCAGGUUGCAUUUAACCUGGAGGCAACUCCUGAUGCUGCUUUUCGAACUGAUGUUGCUAAGCAUGCAUUUAUUGGUUUGAUGAGAGAUCUACGUGGCAUAGCGAUUGCCACCAACAGCCGCAAGACAUAUGGCCUCCUAUUUGACUGGUUGUAUCCAUCUCGCAUGCCCCUUCUGUUGAGAGCCAUCUCACUCUGCACGGAUGAACCAGCGGUCACUACACCCUUGCUCAAGUUCAUGUAUGAAUUUGUUUUGAACAAAGCUCAAAGACUGACGUUUGAUUCAUCAUCACCAAAUGGGAUCCUGUUGUUCCGAGAGGUUAGCAAAAUAAUCGUGGCUUACGGGUCGCGAAUUCUAUUGCUUCCUAAUGGCACAGACAUUUAUGGAAGUAAAUACAAAGGCAUAUGGAUCUCUCUGACUGUUCUUUCAAGGGCUUUGUGUGGGAACUAUGUCAAUUUUGGUGUAUUUGAGCUGUAUGGUGACAGAGCGCUUGCUGAUGCCCUUGAUAUAUCUCUGAAGAUGACCCUCUCAGUUCCAUUGUCUGAUAUAUUGGCAUUCAGAAAGCUGUCGAAGGCGUACUUUGGGUAUAUGGAAGUUCUGUUCAACAACCAUAUCAAGUUUGUUCUCAAUUUGGACACACACACAUUCAUACAUAUUGUCAGUUCACUCGAAUCUGGCUUGAAAGGUCUAGAUACAGGGAUAUCAACACAGUGCGCUUCUGCCAUCGACAGCCUGGCGGCCUUUUACUUUAACAACAUUACAUCUGGUGACUCACCUCCGUCACCAGCUUCAGUAAAUCUGGCACGGCAUAUUGGAGAGUGCCCCAAUUUGUUUCCUCAGAUACUGAAGACACUUUUUGAGAUCAUGCUCUUUGAGGAUGCUGGUAAUCAAUGGAGUCUGAGUCGACCAAUAUUGAGCCUGAUAAUGACCAGUGAACAGAUGUUCACUGAACUCAGAGCACACAUAUUAGCAUCACAGACUGUGGACCAGCAACAACGCCUUUCACAGUGCUUCGAUAAGCUGAUGACGGAUGUCAACAGGAACUUGGAACCUAAGAAUCGCGACAGAUUCACUCAAAACCUGACAGCAUUUAGACGUGAUUUCCGACUGAAGUAAUAGCUCCUUGGAACUAGCUAUCAGUUUGAAGGAGAUCCUGCAUGAUGUAAAUACUCCAGUUACCUUCUUUUUAGGAACUACCAUUCUGCGGGUUGAGAAUGGUUUGCCUUGGAUUGGCUGAAGAUGAUGGAUGGGUCUUGUUGAUGCAUGUGGUGGUAAAAGCAGCUGUAAAUUGCAUAGCAUGUCAUUUUAAUCAGAAUGGUGAAUGGUGGAGAUUGUUUCUUUUGUUUUUUCUUUUAUUUAUAUUGCAUCCCUUUUGCGUGUACAGCGAAAUUGAUGCUAGAACAGGGAAAGCUGUUUGCCCAAGUUGUUUGGUGGGAAGCAGUCAUCCCUUAGAUCUAAUUCAUUUGUUAACAAGUCAACGAGGUAAAGGAUGUAAAUGAUUCCGUUGGCUUUGCUGAAUAUGAAAGUUGAAACAGUAAAAAGGGUGGCCCAAUUGCAAUCGA
Messenger RNA from Sorghum bicolor (sorghum), 4145 nucleotides. Its product is annotated as exportin-7-A. Gene Ontology annotation, cellular component: nuclear pore; cytoplasm. Gene Ontology annotation, molecular function: nuclear export signal receptor activity; small GTPase binding. NCBI's taxonomy places the organism in Eukaryota, Viridiplantae, Streptophyta, Magnoliopsida, Poales, Poaceae. The transcript is spliced from 29 exons. Gene Ontology annotation, biological process: protein export from nucleus. Bases 529 to 3699 code for a protein of 1056 amino acids. The record is from RefSeq and is a predicted model, not a curated record.